This is a messenger RNA of Brassica oleracea var. oleracea, 822 nucleotides long. RefSeq lists its product as uncharacterized. NCBI's taxonomy places the organism in Eukaryota, Viridiplantae, Streptophyta, Magnoliopsida, Brassicales, Brassicaceae. The transcript is spliced from 3 exons. The record is from RefSeq and is a predicted model, not a curated record. The annotation marks the transcript as partial.
AUGAGGGAAAGAUGGAAUGAUUAUUUCAGUGAAAAUCCAACAUACACUGAUACUCUUUUUCGCCGACGAUUUAGAAUGAACAAACCGUUGUUCAUGAAAAUUGUUGAUCGACUCUCCAAUGAAAUGGAAUUCUUUCGACAAAAACGAGAUGGUCUCGGAAGGCAAGGUCUCUCUACACUUCAAAAAUGUACAGCAGCCAUUUGUGUCUUGCCAUAUGGUACUGCGGCUGAUGCGGUUGACGAAUACCUCAGGCUCGGUGAAACUACUACUCGGUCAUGUGUCGAACAUUUUGUGGAAGGAAUAAUACAUUUAUUCGGCGAUGAGUACCUAAGAAGACCAACACCGGCUGAUCUUCAACGUCUACUUGAUAUUGGUGAGUUUCGUGGAAUUCCCGGGAUGAUAGGAAGCAUCGAUUGUAUGCAUUGGGAGUGGAAGCAUUGUCCCACCGCUUGGAAAGGGCACUUAAAUGAUAUCAAUGUUCUUGAUCGCUCACCUGUUUUUGAUGACAUAAUAAAUGGUCAAGCUCCGCAAGUCACUUUCUCUGUCAAUGGAAGAGAGUAUCAUUUGGCUUACUAUCUGACCGACAGUAUUUAUCCGAAAUGGGAAACUUUUAUCCAAUCUAUUUCAUUACCACAAGGACCGAAAGCGGCUUUAUUUGCUAAACAUCAAGAAGCUGUCCGAAAAGAUGUCGAGCAUGCUUUUGGAGUCUUGCAAGCUCGCUUUGCCAUUGUUAAAAACCCUGUACUUUUUUGGGAUAAAGCCAAAAUUGGGAAGAUUAUGAGAACAUGUAUCAUACUCCAUAAUAUGAUAGUAGAAGACGAA